UGAAAUGGUCGUAUACUUAAGAGAAAGAAAAAAAAAAGAAAGCAACACUCAUGCCGUAAAGAAUGACUCUAGAUUUUUAGAAGUCAGCUACCGAUUUUUUUUACUUUGAAAGGUGUCCUGAUCAAAACUCAGAUUUCCUCCUCUUCCUUUACAAACUACUACCCACUAUGGUCAAGUUCAUCAAGGCUGGUAAAGUUGUCGUCAUCUUGCAGGGCCGUUACGCCGGUAAGAAGGCUGUUGUCGUUCGUAACCACGAUGAAGGUACCAAGGACAGACCCUAUGGUUAUGCUGUCGUUGCUGGUGUUGAACGUACUCCCCUCAAGGUCACUAAAGCCAUGGGUAAGAAGAAGGUCGCCAAGCGCUCCAAGGUCAAGCCUUUCGUUAAGAUUAUUAACUACAACCACAUGAUGCCCACUCGUUAUGGUUUGGAAUUGGAACAAAUCAAGGGUACCGUUUCUGCUGAAACUUUCAAGGAACCUUCUCAACGUGAAGAAUCCAAGAAGGUCAUCAAAAAGCUCUUUGAAGAACGUUACCAAACUGGUAAGAACAAGUGGUUCUUCAGCAAGCUUAGAUUCUAA
This is a messenger RNA of Gilbertella persicaria, 578 nucleotides long. RefSeq names its product ribosomal L27e protein family-domain-containing protein. Gene Ontology annotation, cellular component: ribosome; cytosolic large ribosomal subunit. Lineage: Eukaryota; Fungi; Mucoromycota; Mucoromycetes; Mucorales; Choanephoraceae. Gene Ontology annotation, biological process: translation. Gene Ontology annotation, molecular function: structural constituent of ribosome. The record is from RefSeq and is a predicted model, not a curated record. The coding region runs from base 168 to 578 and encodes 136 amino acids. The transcript is spliced from 5 exons.